AUGGUAGCUACGGUGACGCAACCUUCAACGUCAUCUCAGAGUUUUACCCAGCAUCCAAGUACGAUUCCAGAUGUGAGUACGAACUCGUAUGUACAGAGUGAAGGUGAAAUUCAAUUAUCGUUUUUGAAUUGGGAACCAGGUGCGAAGCGGAGAGCAGCGAUGGACCAAGCGAUGAGUAAAUUGCUUGCACUGAGAGCCGAAGAUGAGAUGGUUGAGAAAGCGUUGAAGAAGAAACGCAAACGUUCGAAGAGAGAGACAGAGACUGAGAAACCGAUCUUAGUGAGAAGAGUGCCGGAUGCUGUGCCAGCCACCGAGAACACCGUUCAAACCGAGAAUGUACUGCGACCCGCGCCUGAACAGCAACGUCCAGUUGAACGACCUCGCGCCCUGACGCCGAAACCAACGGUAUCUGACGCGUCGGAAAAUGAAGCGAGCUCUUCGAACUCCGAAUCGGACUCGGAAGAGUCGGAUGAUGAUUCGUCUGAUUCCAGCUCCGAAGAGGAAGAGGAGGAGAACGGAGAUGAUCAUGGAACGGGAGGAGGUGCUACAUCAAACAGUACCCAGAAUCCACCGCCUCCCCCUCCACCAACGGGUGGCACUAGGGGUACACAGAGUGAGCCAGCGACUGAGACGAAACCAAAGAAAUCGUCCAAGAAGUCGAAAGAGAAGAAAACGCGUUCGAGUAGGAAAAAUCGACUGACAGAGAAUAUGAUGCGAAGUAAUCAUGAAACGCGUAAGGUAUUGACGAAGGAGGUGAGAAUCGAAACGUGGCAUCAGAUGCUACAGUUGGAUGCUGAGAUCUACAACAUUAAUCUCACGAAACGGACCAAGAGGAAAGCAGAGGAAAAGCAGCUUCGAAAUCUCGUUCUACACAGACUUGACGAAUAUUAUUUUGCGAGAGUGGGGCACAUUACGCCUGUACAGAAGAUGAUCGACGCCAUUUUCGAUUUACGGAGAGUAGAGAGGAACGUGAGUAGGGGUACGAUUAAGUCCGAGUUCAACAAGCUGAUGUUAGGAAGAGGGGAAACCCUCGACGCCUUCUUUGGGCGUAUGGACGAACUCACCUACGAUUUCAAAAUGCAAACGAAAGGAGAAGAGAUUCCCGAGCCAGAGAUCUUCGAUAGGAUAGUAGAGGCGACAGAGUCUAUUUAUACAGAGCUUAGGGUUAUUCUUAAGUCUAAGGGCGAAUAUCCUAAGACGAGUCUCCCUGACCUUAAGUUGUUAUUGUUACAGCUGGAAUCUGAACGGAGAGGUGGGCCGCAGCAGGCCAACUACUUUAGUCACCGACCAGUUAUCCGACGGAGUGACGGAAAGCCCCAACCGAGACCGCCCUACAACGCCGAAACCCUACCGAGACCGCCCGAUCACAAUUGUUACAAUUGCUCCAACCCAGAUCACUACGAUUUUGAAUGCCCGAAGUGGGAAGAUGGGCCGAGGUGCUUCAGAUGUUCGGAGUGGGGUCACUUUGGAACGACGUGCAAUAAUCCCCGCGUAUUCUACAAACACGAAUUCGCGAAGUACAGAGAUUGUUCCCGAGACAACAGAAUCCGAGAUACCCUGAACGGAGCAGCCCAGCUGAUAAGCGGGGAAAGACAGCCGGAAGAUUUUCUAAAUGUACCGAGAUUCGAACACGACGCUCGAAACGAUAUCGAAGAAAAUCGUCGGAGACAUCAAUCGUCGAGCCGUUACCAGUCCCCGAACCGCGACGAACAACAUCGCAGCCGCUCAUCCCCACCGAGGGAAACCGAUAAGAGCAGCCGGAGCGCUUCAAACAGAGAUGAAUCACCGACAGAGAAUCACCGACAGAGCCCAUCGACGCGUUCGUCAGUCAGCGGUCCAUCACCGCCCGGACGCGGUCGCUCUAGAUCUCGACCGGAGGGAGCGCAACGCCUACGUAAUUUCCCUGCGAUGCUUGUUGACCCGCACGUAGAAGAGGAGUCGCCGUAUACAUCGUUUCUACUGAUGGAAUUACCAGACAUCGACGUUAAUUCACUUAACGGAACGCAGGCCGGUUUAAUCUACAACCACAUCGCCAAGUGGGAACAGAUGUUAGCCUGGUUCCGAACGUGA
Planococcus citri (citrus mealybug) is the source of this 2070-nucleotide messenger RNA. RefSeq lists its product as uncharacterized. The transcript has 2 exons. Gene Ontology annotation, molecular function: zinc ion binding; nucleic acid binding. The coding region runs from base 1 to 2070 and encodes 689 amino acids. The record is from RefSeq and is a predicted model, not a curated record. Lineage: Eukaryota; Metazoa; Arthropoda; Insecta; Hemiptera; Pseudococcidae.